Messenger RNA from Trichomonas vaginalis G3, 639 nucleotides. Its product is annotated as phage tail repeat-like family. NCBI's taxonomy places the organism in Eukaryota, Parabasalia, Trichomonadida, Trichomonadidae. The transcript has a single exon. Bases 1 to 639 code for a protein of 212 amino acids. The record is from RefSeq and is a predicted model, not a curated record.
AUGAACAAAGUUUUGAAAUAUCAUAAACACAACAUCUCCGAUAUAAAUGAACUUCAAGCUACAUUAGACAGUAAAGCCGACAAGAACCAUACACAUGAAUCCUUCACUACUGUUAGAGCAGACGACAUAAUAUUGAACUAUACCCUUGGUUCAAGUGCACCUUUAGAGAAUCCAAGUACAAGCGUAAAAGAUACACUAAACAAUUUAGAUAACAGAUGUAUGAACAUUGAAGGUCAUGCCAGAAACUUUGAAGCAUAUGAACUACCAGCAAUGUUAGAUAAAAAAGCAGACAAAACAGAGCUUCAAACAUUAAAGACUGAAAUACUUCAAACAUUAUAUCCUGUUGGUUCUAUUUAUACGUCAAUGAACUCAACAAAUCCAGAAACAGUUUUAGGUUUUGGUACGUGGAAGCAGAUUGUAGACAAAUUCUUAUACUGUGCUAACUCUUCAAAGCAAACAGGAGGUUCGAAGAAAAUUAAAGAAGCAAACCUUCCACCACACACUCAUACAGGAACGACAAACUUUUCUGGCGACCAUAGCCACUCAUUAAAAGACCAUCCAUUAUACAACUCAGAGUAUGAAGCUGGCCAUGACGUUUUAUCUCCAUCUUAUAACAAUGCAGCAAAAAAGAUUUUUUGA